CUGAGAGCCCAUGCGGGCCGGGGGCGGCGGCCCUGCAGGGCUGCUGGGCCCAACCGUCCUCCUGGCCGUCGCCGCCGCCUCCUCCUCCUCCUACUGGCCUUCAUCCCCAGGAGUCAAUUACACCAAAGGGCGAAGUCUGAUCGGCCACGAGACUGAGAAUGGAAUCCGUGUGGAUGAGUUCUCUAAGCAUGUCCUCAACAGCAGACUGACCACGGUCUUUCUUCCCAUAGUCUACACCAUCGUAUUUGUCAUUGGCAUCCCAAGCAAUGGCCUGGCCCUAUGGGUCUUCCUCUUCCGGACCCCAAAGCAGCAUCCAUCCGUCAUCUAUAUGGCCAACCUGGCUUUGGCGGACCUCCUCUCUGUCAUCUGGUUCCCCCUAAAGAUCGCCUACCACAUCAAUGGCAACAACUGGAUUUACGGCGAAGCCAUGUGCAGAAUCAUGAUUGCCUUUUUCUACGGCAACAUGUACUGCUCCAUCCUCUUCAUGACUUGCCUCAGCGUUCAGAGGUACUGGGCCGUGGUGAACCCCAUUGCCCACUUCUGGAGGAAGUCAAAUGUGGCCCUGGGGGUUUCCUCUGUCAUAUGGCUACUGAUCAUGCUGGCCACCAUCCCCUUGUACGCCAUGAAUCAAACCGUCCACAUCCCGGCCCUCAACCUCACGACGUGCCACGAUGUCUUACCCAAGGCAGUCCUGGCUGGGGACAUGUUUAACUAUUUUCUCUCCCUGGCCAUUGGGGCCUUCCUGCUCCCAGUCUCCCUCACCACCUCCGUCUAUGUGCUGAUGAUCAAGGUUCUCAAUUCUUCCCACGUGGAUGAAACCAGCGGGAAGAAGCUGAAAAGGGCUGUCAAGCUCAUCAUCACCGUGAUGACCACACACCUGAUCUGCUUCACCCCCAGUAACAUCCUGCUCGUGGUGCACUACUUCUUAAUUCGCACCCAGGGCCAAAGCUACAUCUACGCUGGGUACAUCGUAGCCUUGUGCCUGUCCACUCUCAACAGCUGCAUCGAUCCUUUCAUCUACUAUUUCAUCUCCCAAGAUUUUCGGGAUCACGUGAAGAACACCCUCCGAGGCCGGAGCGUCAGGACGGUGAAGAGACUUCAAGUGUCUCUCAUGUCAAAGAAGUACUCCAAGAAGUCCAGCACCUACACUUCCUCCUACUCCUCCAGCUCAACCAGCGUUAAGGCCUCUUCCUGAGGCAUUGGACUUUGGAGGCAGCGUCUUGGUGUUUGACCCAGCUGAUCAUUUGUCAUUCUGCCUCUCCUUUUGCUCUAUUUACAGAAUGGUGGUCACCUGUACCAGAAGCCCUGGCUCCUGAGGGGUUGGAAGAUUCCACGAGAAUUGGAGGCGAGGCCCUCCCAACCAAGUGGAUAAUUAACAUCUGUCUUGUGCCAUUCUUAAUAGACUCCACUGACCUAAUGACAACUUCAGAGGUGUUCAGAAAAAAGCAGAACAGAGGGAUCUGGAAUUUCAGAUGGUGUCUGACCCACUGGGUGGCCCAGUGAUGAAUGUGCUUGUUCAGGCUGGAUGGCUUCGGUUCUGGGGACCGUGCGUGGCACAUUGUUGGCUCAGAACCAUGGUCCAUCCAGGGGGAAAAGGAUUCUGUCUUCAGCAGAGGCGACAGGAUGUUUGGAGGAACCAAGUGACAGUUAUGUGCCUUCUAUUACUGGACACAGAACCUCGCGCUUAAAUGUAUUUAUUAUUUAAACGAUUUUUUUUUGAUAAUUGAAAGAAAUUCACUGUGCCCCUGGGGCCAGUACCUGAGGAAAUGACCAUUUUUGAGGCAUCAGAACUGUGCGCCCCACUUCCAAUGAUGAUGAUGAAUUCUUGAGACAAAAAUCCUAGUCUUUAGUUUUUGUAUAAUUAAGAAUCCUAUUUACCACUUGCCUCCCUAUUAAAAUAUUUAAUUUUUAUACUGGCUAUUAACCAAAUGGUCAUUCUUGCCAGGAAUGAAGUUAGAAUUGCCUGAUGAGAUUAGAGUGUGGGGAGCUGGAAGACCAGCUGUUGUGACCCGCACUAUGGUGUUUGCUGAUGGGAAGCUACCAGCGGGCUGGCAUGUGGUCCCUGACUGAUUUUUUUUUCUUUUCUGUUGGUUUGUUUUUUGCAGAGACUGUUUUGCGGGGUUGGAGGGGAAGGUUGUAACUAUAUUUUAUAGCAUGAUCUCUUGUAAAUAAGGCCAGACAUUUUAUAAUUUGUUUCUGAGUUGGAAUUUUUUUUUCUCUGCAGGGUUGGGGAGGGGAGGGAAUCACAGAUCCUGCUUUUGUUUUACCUUUUGAUUGAGAAACUCAGCCACCCAGCAGAAUGGAUAACUUCCUUUCACAAGAUCCCUGGCAAAUAGACCUCCACCCAGUACAGUUCUUUGUGAUGAAAAGUAUACAACGUUGAAAGGGUUUCAGUCUUUUCAGCGUGCAUGCUGAGCCCACAUUUGGGUUGUGGUGGUGUCUGUGGACACGUUUGGAAUGUACCACUUUCUUAGUAAGCAGACUUAACUCAUACCGAAAACCUAUCCCUUGGGAUUCUGGGAGCUAAUUUGUUUUACCCAAUGUAAUUUUACCCAACAUAACUCAGGGAUCACAUCUCCAUCAGUAGGAAUUUUUACUCUUUUUGUAGC
Molecule: messenger RNA, 2609 nt
Organism: Tachyglossus aculeatus (Australian echidna)
Lineage: Eukaryota; Metazoa; Chordata; Mammalia; Monotremata; Tachyglossidae
Gene: F2RL1
Product: F2R like trypsin receptor 1
Exons: 2
Coding region: 11-1195 (394 amino acids)
Biological process (GO): thrombin-activated receptor signaling pathway; positive regulation of Rho protein signal transduction; phospholipase C-activating G protein-coupled receptor signaling pathway
Cellular component (GO): membrane
Molecular function (GO): thrombin-activated receptor activity
Source: RefSeq, a predicted model, not a curated record